CCACAAGAAAAUGUUUGUAAGGUGGAGGAGGACGGGGUUUUCAGUGACCAGCACCUGGAUAACCUGGAGAGGAGCUGCAGCCCAGACCAGGAGGAACCAGGGCAUCCACAGACUACAGAACUGGAGGAAGACUCCAGCGGUCAGGAGAUGAAGCAUGAGGACGUAGAGGUGGAUGUCUCAUUGGUCAAUGUCGCUGAUGUGAAAGUUGAAAAUGGUGAACCAGGACCAAACUGUGGCCAGCUGCUGUUGCACACUUCUCCUGAAGCUCAAAACAAAGAUGAGGAAGGAACUGAAAGUUUACGCUCAGACUCCAGUAAAAUUGCAGGUUCGGAGCCAAUGAGACGACACGGUGACCACGAAGAUGCUGCUGUCCCGUCAGACAGCAAAUCAAAUCUGACCAGGACCCACACAGGGAAGAAGGCGUUUUCUUGCAGAACUUGCAGGAAAGAGUUCAGUAAACAUAGUUUUUUAAUGGAUCACAUGAAGAGCCACACUGGCGAAAGGCCGUACCUGUGCGACACCUGCAACAAAACCUUUACUAGAUCAUCACAUCUUAAACGCCACAUAACCACGCACACGGGCGAGAAGCCCUACAUCUGCAAAACAUGUGGAAAAAGUUACAGGCUACGUGCCCACCUGGUGGUUCACUCGAGGAUCCACACCGGCGAAAGGCCGUACCUGUGCAACACCUGCAGCAAAACCUUUACUACAUCAUCAAAUCUUAAAAGCCACAUAACCACGCACACGGGCGAGAAGCCCUACAUCUGCAAAACAUGUGGAAAGAGUUACACGCAACGUUCCACCCUGGUGAUUCACUCGAGGACCCACACCGGUGAAAAGCCGUACCUGUGCAACACCUGCGGAAAAACCUUUACUGAAUCAUCAACUCUUAAACAGCACAUAACCACGCACACGGGCGAGAAGCCAUAUUUGUGCAAGACGUGCAACAAAGGUUUUAGCCGCAGAAUUGAUUUGCUGAGUCACAUGAAAAAUCACCCAGAGGAGGAGAAGAAAGAUGAGGAAGAGACUGAAAGUUUACACUCAGACUCCAGUAAAACUGCAGAUCCGGAGCCAAUGAGACGACACGGUGACCACGAAGAUGCUGCUGUCCCAUCAGACAGCAACGAGUUCAUUGAAAGUAAUAUUUUAAUGGAUCACAUGAAGAUCCACACUGGCGAAAGGCCGUGCCUGUACAACACCUGCAACAAAACCUUUACUACAUUAUCAAAACUUAAACGGCACAUAACCACGCACACGGGCGAGAAGCCCUACAUCUGCAAAACAUGUGGAAAAAGUUACACAGAACGUUCCAACCUAGUGAUUCACUCGAGGACCCACACUGGCGAAAGGCCGUACCUGUGCAACACCUGCAACAAAACCUUUACUAAAUCAUCACAUCUUAAACGCCACAUAACCAUGCACACGGGCGAAAAGCCCUACAUCUGUAAAACAUGUGGAAAAAGUUACAGGCUACGUUCCCUCCUGGUGGAUCACUCGAGGACCCACACCGGUGAAAGGCCGUACCUGUGCAACACCUGUGGAAAAACCUUUACUCAAUCAUCAAAACUUAAACGGCACAUAACCACGCACACGGGCGAGAAGCCCUACAUCUGCAAAACAUGUGGAAAAAGUUACACAGAACGUUCCACCCUGGUGAUUCACUCGAGGACCCACACCGGCGAAAGGCCGUACCUGUGCAACACCUGCGGAAAAACCUUUACUCAAUCGUCAAAACUUAAACGGCACAUAACCACGCACACGGGCGAGAAGCGAUAUUUGUGCAAGACGUGCAACAAAGGUUUUAGCCGCAGAAGUAUA
Molecule: messenger RNA, 1818 nt
Organism: Cololabis saira (Pacific saury)
Lineage: Eukaryota; Metazoa; Chordata; Actinopteri; Beloniformes; Belonidae
Product: zinc finger protein 420-like
Exons: 2
Biological process (GO): regulation of transcription by RNA polymerase II
Cellular component (GO): nucleus
Molecular function (GO): RNA polymerase II cis-regulatory region sequence-specific DNA binding; DNA-binding transcription factor activity, RNA polymerase II-specific
Source: RefSeq, a predicted model, not a curated record